Messenger RNA from Hemiscyllium ocellatum (epaulette shark), 3901 nucleotides. Its product is annotated as transmembrane protein 87A-like. Gene Ontology annotation, cellular component: membrane; Golgi apparatus. Bases 20 to 1723 code for a protein of 567 amino acids. The transcript has 21 exons. Gene Ontology annotation, biological process: retrograde transport, endosome to Golgi. NCBI's taxonomy places the organism in Eukaryota, Metazoa, Chordata, Chondrichthyes, Orectolobiformes, Hemiscylliidae. The record is from RefSeq and is a predicted model, not a curated record.
UCCGCUCAGUGUAAAAAAAAUGGCGGCGUGGUGGAGGCCGCUUGGCCUGUGCUUGCUCCUCCUGGUCCUUGUGGGCGCGGCCUUGGACCCAGAGCCCGGCAAGUGGAGGCUAAGAAUCGAUGCGAAUCAAACUAAGACUCAUUAUCUACUGAGGAAGACAUUGUUUAACAGCUCUUCCAUUACCCUGAAAUGGACUCAGGAGAAUUGUGUGUCUGAAGUAACCCUGGAUGUCACAUGGUAUUUGAGAAGUUUUCAUUGUUUUGAUGAAUAUUCUACAGUGAAAGAUGAUACCAUAGCAAAUUAUUUCGGUGCUACCACAGAACAGCGCAAAGAUGGAAGUGGUUAUUACAUACAACAUCGGUACAAACCUUUCAAAUGUGAAAAAAACACUAUUAGUAGAGAGCUGCAAGUAAAUGUUUUUGACCAACCAAAGCCAUUGCUGAACAGAACUUUGAGCAUUGUGCCUGAACGCAUUCCCAAACCAGUCGCCAAAAGAAGUACAGAGGGCAAGAAGGAAGAAGAGAAGCAGCUAAAGAAUGAGCAGAAAUUUCCAAAUAAAACCAAAGGGAUGGCCACUCAUUUGGGCACAGUGGCUCAGGCCUGGGAAGAUGCACCGUACUUUUUCAUCAUUCAGGUGCAAGGACGGAACACUUCGAAUAAGAAUUGGAGUUUAAUCUUAGAAGUAGAAAUGUUGGGACCCCACGGAUACAUUUCUGCUACAGAUUGGCCCUUAAUGAUUUUUUACAUGGUGAUGUGUAUCAUCUAUGUGCUCUACAGUGUUGUCUGGCUUUUCCUGUUGGCUUAUUACUGGAAGGAUUUGCUUCAGAUUCAGUAUUGGAUUGGUGGCGUCAUCCUUCUCGGAAUGUUGGAGAAAGCAGUCUUCUAUGCAGAAUUCCACACAAUCGCUCAGCAGGGUGUUUCAGUUCACGGAGCAGUGGUUUUUGCAGAGCUGCUAUCAGCUGUGAAACGUACCCUGGCCCGGGUCCUGGUCAUUAUCGCAGCACUUGGCUAUAGUAUUGUCAAACCGAGUCUGGGAACCACUUCGAGUCAAGUAAUUGGAAUCGGCCUGCUGUACCUGUUAUUUUCAUCAGUAGAGGGAGUCCUGCGCGUUGCUGUGGAGCGCUCUACGGCAGCCAUGACCAUCUGUGAGAUUUCUCUUGCGUUGAUAGACUCCUGUAUUGUAUGGUGGAUCUUUGUGAGCCUGUCACAGACGAUGAAGCAACUGAAACUCCGCAGAAGUCUGGUGAAACUCUUGUUGUACCGACACUUCACCAAUACUUUAAUCUUUGCUGUUUUUGCUUCAGUGAUUUUUAUUAUCUGGGUGACUAUGACAUUCAGGAUUCCAGCCUGUCAGUCGGAUUGGAGGGAGCAGUGGAUAGAGGAUGCAUUCUGGCGGUUUCUUUUCUCUCUUUUACUGCUUGUCAUAAUGUUCUUGUGGAGGCCGUCUGCAAAUAACCAGAGAUAUUCUUAUUCUCCAUUGGUAGAUGAAGUUGAUGAUGAAGAGGAAGAGGAACAGUUGAUCAGUGAGGCUUUUGAGGGAAUGAAGAUAAGACCCAUAAAAUCGGAGUCUAAUGGCGCAGUCAAACCCAACAAAAUGGAUGAAGACCUCAAAUGGGUCGAAGAGAAUAUCCCAGCCUCACUGACUGAUGUUGCAUUGCCAACCUUGCUGGAUUCAGAUGAGGAAAUAAUGACGACCAAGUUUGAAAUCUCCAAAAUGGAAUAACUGCUAAUUGUUACAGGCAAAGCUUUACUUUUGAAAUCCAAAUCUUCUUCUGCGACAGAUUUAACUUUUGGCUAUUUUUAUUUAAAAGAAAAUGAAAGCACAUCUGACUUUGUGGCUUUUUGAAAAGGCAUGAAAACAUCAUUUUUUCAUUUUGGAACCACUCGGCUAAUCCGUUUUAUGAAACUCUUGUUUUAAGCACUGCUUUUACUUUCACUCCAUUCCUCCGAAACUCGGUUUAAAUUCGAUGAAAUACCACCAGCAGAAUUCUUUGGAGUCAAGGUGUUCUGUGCAUGGGAGUGUGAUGGACCGAGCUGGGCAAAGUAAUUAUGGUGCCAAUGAAACCAGCCUGGCCAUUGGAAAAUAUGUACCACCUGUAUGUGAAGGUGGUUGGGCUGAAUUUUUGGAUAUGGUACGUCCAUGCCUGUCUAUACACAAAAUGCUUUUUGUUCAUAACUAAAGACCAAUAUUAAAAAGGAACAAAGCCAAUAAUUUCAGCAAUAUUUAAGAGUACCAGAAAGGGCAUAAUACCCUCUAUCCUUGUCGAUCAUGCAUCUUUCUUGGAAGUGCUUGCCACUCACUGUUGGAGUCUGUAAUUGAAAACCUAUUUGCAAAUGGUUUGCAAAGUGUACAUUUUUGCCCAAAGUAGUGGCUGACCUCUGACCCAAGUCCAUGAUUACUUAACAGUUCAACUUGUGUGGCCUUCAAAAGGACACUUCUGCACCUUAACGGCAUAAUGUACUUGUUCUAACAUGCUGCUUUCCUUCAAAAAAAGCCCACCUGAAUCACAUCAGGUGAGUUCUAGGUUGACCAAUACACACUUAACUCAGUAAUAUGUCAGAGAAACCAUUAUUGUGAACUCUGAAUUGUAUGCUGGCAUUUCAUCCUCAGGAUGCUCUGAGUCUCUAACAAGCUAUGCAUUACUCACAUGUUAAUGAUGACUCCCCGUCUUGGGUGUUUUUCCUGCUGAAAGUUCAUGGCUGACAGCAGUGACUGUGUGACUCUUGCCAACAAACCUUACAGUGUAGUAUCUCUACAGGUGAUUUAUUUUUGGCCCUGUUCUUGGAGGCCCUGUUCUGAAUGUUACAGGAGCAGAUCACAUAGCUCAUACAAGACACUACUCUCCUCCCCACUGAUGGCUGUUGGGAAACAUGUGAUCAAGAAGGUUAGGAACUUUCUCCCAACUGCCCUGGACAUCUGGACACAACUGCUUGAUUUGUGCUUUGAUAUUUUUUCUCCACUCUCUCCAAUGCUGUUGCAGCAGCACAUCAGCAUGAGAUGUUUCUGGAUGGUCACCAGUCUCAAGUGUAUGAAUGUGUGCCCUGGCUUUAACAGCAAUGUUCCUGGUGAAAUAGCCAGUGAACACUACCUAAGCUGCUUUUGAGGUGAAAUACCUCAGUCAAAAUCGACAUUUCAUAUUAAAUUUACUUUUCCAAAUAUUUCAAGUGGGUGUCAUCUUUGUUUUCCUCCCUGUUGCUCUAAAUUGAGGGUUAUUUCAUUGAACUUCUCAACAGCAGCAGAACUUCCAUCUGUAACUUUACCGUGGAAAGAUUCAUUGUGCAGUUUUCCUUCAGUUGUUCUAGCAUCAUUUUUUUGCAUGAGUUUAAAUAGGCCAUGUUUUUCCCAGUACAAAUUAGGGUCAGGAUGGAUUCAGGCCUCUGAUGCCUUAUUUGUGCAUUGUUUUCCUCAAAACUUGAGUUUCAAAGCCUGUCCCUUGUAGGGAAUUAUAUUAUGCGUUGACUUAUUUCACGAUUUUAUUAACACGUAGUUUGAGUUGUAGUUUAUCCUUAGUCAGCAACAAGAAAACGGCUGUGGUUGAUGCAUCUGUUACUGGCUGGCAGCAAUACGUUGUAAACUGGUCAUAGAGAGGUCGCAAGUACAGCCACUGUGUAAUCUGAAGCCCAAACUAAAGGUGGGAAUUCCAAAGUGUGACUGUCCAGUACAAGCUGAGACUGAUUCCAGAUUGCACAUAGUGCAGUUACACCCACAAAGAUGUGCAUGUGAACUGCUUACUGACUUCGCAUCAGAUAAACACAGCAUUGGUAUUGAAAGGUAUUGUCAGCAGAUUUGUACUGUUUCUAUGAAGAAUCAAUAAAUCAUUUCAUAAAAUUGUGUCUUUAAUGAAACAACUAUUGUAGCUAUAUUUGGUGUUGCUAUUUGAGGUAAAUGAAGCACUGACUA